This is a messenger RNA of Corticium candelabrum, 1084 nucleotides long. RefSeq lists its product as uncharacterized. The transcript is spliced from 3 exons. NCBI's taxonomy places the organism in Eukaryota, Metazoa, Porifera, Homoscleromorpha, Homosclerophorida, Plakinidae. Bases 17 to 859 code for a protein of 280 amino acids. Gene Ontology annotation, molecular function: 2-oxoglutarate-dependent dioxygenase activity. The record is from RefSeq and is a predicted model, not a curated record.
GGUCACGUGACUGAAGAUGAUGCUACUUCUUUUGCCCUACACCAUUCAUAUCGCCGCUGUCGUCUGUGGACGUGAUGUUGAUUGGUGCAAUUCCGCAUCUGAACUCAGUCUUCACGAGAAUGAUAUCUUUGAGCUACCCAAAGUACAUCUUUCGGAGAUAUCGAUGACAAACGUGACUGUCGAAAAUCGACAGGUAAUUGCCAUGGUAGAUACGGGACAACCGUUUGUAGUUCAGAGUGUAACCAGUGGAUGGAAGGCGACGAUGACUUGGAAUCACAAGUACUUCAGGAAAAUAUUGAAUGAAGGAGACUUAGUUUCAUCUACGUUUGCCACACCUUUGAAGCCAAAAUUUGGAGUAUCUGAACACGUCAGAAAUAGAACCUAUUAUGGUGCUUUUUUAAAUAGCUUCCAACUUUCAGAAACGUUGAGAAAGGAGUAUGAGUAUCCCAAGUUUAUUCCUGAAAGCUGGUUUGCAGCAGCUGGGGGUAAUGAAUGGUUGCAUUGGGGAUGGGCACCAUGUGGAGCAAAGAGGCACAUGGACUUGAUGUGCACAAGCAGGAUAUCUGUUCAGGUCAAGGGAUCUAAACUAUGGAGGCUGUAUCCACUAUUAAACAAUAGUGAUCUGCACAGACACAGAUUAGGAUCAUGGUCUCAGAUCAUGAAGCCACUAGCUGUUAAUCUAACUCAAGGUGACGCUCUAGUGUGGAUGCCAGGCUGGGAGCAUGAGACUGAGAUUCUGGGGGACGAAGAAUCAGUGAGCCUUUCUCUCCAUUUUUUGCCAACAAGUACUCUGUAUCAAAGAACAUUUGCUACGUUUUUAAAUAACAGGGUGAUGAACUGUGCAUGGGAAAACAUGUAGGUUAAGUUAAGCAAGAUGACUAUUGAAGAAAUUCAGGAAUACAAAGUUUGACUGUCCAUGCAUUGGUGCUAUGAAGUGACAACAGUAUAGUCAGCCUACUAUAAGACCAUGGCUCUGGAUGUCUUGAUCGAUGAGUUGUACGUGUUAUAUUGAGGUCGAGAAAUGAUAGAGAAAUACCCAGUGUUUAUUACCACUAGACAGUAUUGACAACACUAUCAAUAUGAA